This is a messenger RNA of Cornus florida, 3163 nucleotides long. Its product is annotated as respiratory burst oxidase homolog protein E. The coding region runs from base 222 to 2969 and encodes 915 amino acids. The record is from RefSeq and is a predicted model, not a curated record. The transcript is spliced from 14 exons. Gene Ontology annotation, cellular component: plasma membrane. Lineage: Eukaryota; Viridiplantae; Streptophyta; Magnoliopsida; Cornales; Cornaceae. Gene Ontology annotation, molecular function: NAD(P)H oxidase H2O2-forming activity; peroxidase activity; calcium ion binding.
UUUGAACAAAUCUCAACUACUCUAAGCACGACUAGACGAAAGCGUUGAAAUCGUGUGUGGAGAUCGGUUGAGAGGUGUUUGUUUUAAGAACAUUGAGUCGAAGCGUGUGAAAUAAGGCACUAUCGUUGCCUUUUUUAGAGAGAGAUAAACAGUUUUAAGGUAAGUACUAGUAGGCUGUACAGAGAGAAAAAGAUAGAGAGAAAAUUACAUUUACCUGGAAAAUGAGGUCGUCGUCUUCCUUCGGAAGCAGCUCCAGAAUAUCGAAUUAUAGCCGUACAUUUGAUUUGCCGGAAGACUCCAGGGAAUACGGCGUCGUGGGAGGUGCAAUGUUGCCGAUGUUUCUCAACGACUUGAGACCGAACAAUGAGCGAGAUUUAGUUGAAGUGACAUUGGAGCUCGAAGACGACUCCAUUGUCUUGUGCAGCGUCACGCCGACUUCGAACGCUAAUCCCCCCGCCGGAGAAGAAUCGGCGAACGGAUUUAUGGCCAGGAGUCUGUCGGCGACGUCGAGAAUUCGGCGGAAAUUCUCUUGGUUGAGACGGUCGUCGUCAUCAAGAGCGUCAUCGGAAAUCGAAGUGCCUACAAUCUCCGCACGCGACGCUAUGAAAAUAAAAGGGCAACUGGCACGGACGAGAUCGAGCGCUCGGGAGGCUCUUAAUGGCCUCAGAUUCAUUAGCAGAAACACCGGAAAAUCAGAUUCGAACGAGUUAUGGAAAAAAGUUGAGUCGCGGUUUGAGUGUUUGGCGAAGGAGGAGUUGCUGUGUAGAGAGGACUUCGGUGAAUGUAUAGGAAUGGCCGACUCAAAAGAGUUCGCUUUGGGAGUAUUUGAUGCACUGGCGAGACGAAGAGGUCACAACAUUGGGAAGAUAACCAAAGAUGAACUUUAUGACUUCUGGUUGCAGGUUUCGGACCAGAGCUUUGACGCUCGUCUUCAGAUUUUCUUCGACAUGGCGGAUAGCAAUGAAGAUGGAAGAGUGACAAGGGAUGAAGUGCGGGAGCUUAUAAUGCUCAGUGCUUCUGCGAAUAAGCUGUCCAAAUUGAAAGAACAAGCAGAGGAAUACGCUUCAUUGAUAAUGGAAGAACUAGAUCCAGAAAAUCUUGGUUAUAUUGAGUUAUGGCAGUUGGAAACACUUCUUCUACAAAGAGACACCUACAUGAACUACAGCAGGCCUCUCAGCACAGCUAGUGUAGGAUGGAGCCAGAACUUGGGGACGUCCAGGCCCAAGAAUGUGGUGCGCAGGGCAAGCUCCAAACUCAAGUCCCUGGUAUUAGAGAACUGGCAAAGAGGUUGGAUCUUGCUGCUCUGGUUCAUGGCCAUGGCUGCUCUAUUCGCAUGGAAGUUCAAUCAAUACAGGGAUAAAGCAGCAUUUCAAGUCAUGGGUUAUUGCUUGACAACCGCUAAAGGGGCCGCAGAAACCCUAAAGCUCAACAUGGCUCUCAUCCUUUUGCCCGUGUGUCGGAAUACGUUGACGUGGCUCCGCUCCACAAGAGCCAGGCUAUUUAUCCCUUUUGACGACAACAUCAAUUUUCACAAGACAAUUGCAUGUGCUAUAGCAUUUGGGAUCCUCCUGCAUGUUGGAAACCAUAUGUUUUGUGAUUUUCCACGUUUGAUUAACUCUUCACCAGAAAAAUUCGCCACCAUAGCCUCUGAUUUCAACAACAAAAAGCCCACCUACAAAGACCUAUUGACCGGUGUUGAAGGCCUAACUGGGAUUUCUAUGGUGAUUCUAAUGACCAUUGCUUUCACACUUGCAACUAGACGCUUCCGCAAAAAUGUGGUAAAGCUGCCGGCACCAUUCAACAGGUUGACGGGCUUUAACGCAUUCUGGUAUUCUCAUCACCUCUUCGGUCUAGUCUACGUGGCGUUAUUAAUCCACGGAACCUUCUUGUUCUUCGUCCAGAGAUGGUAUCAGAAAACGACAUGGAUGUACAUCUCUGUUCCUCUUUUCCUCUACAUAGCAGAGCGGAGUUUGAGAACAUGUCGAUCAGAACAUUAUACGGUAAAAAUUUUGAAGGUUUCAGUUCUACCAGGAGAUGUCUUCAGCUUAAUCAUGUCCAAGCCAAAUGGGUUUAAAUACAAAAGUGGGCAGUAUAUGUUUCUACAAUGUCCUACAAUCUCCCCAUUUGAAUGGCAUCCAUUUUCAAUAACUUCAGCACCAGGAGACGACUACCUCAGCGUUCACAUCCGGACAGUGGGAGACUGGACGCAAGAACUUAAGCGAGUAUUUACCGAGGAUAAUGGUUCAGCGUGUGUGAUUGGUCGAGCAACGUUUGGACAGCUUGGGUACAUGGAUCAGAGAGGUCUACCCAAACUGCAUGUCGAUGGACCCUAUGGUGCUGCAGCACAGGACUACAGAAACUAUGAUGUGUUACUUCUUGUGGGGCUUGGCAUUGGAGCUACUCCUUUUAUAAGCAUCCUCAGAGAUCUAUUAAACGAUACAAGAACAGCAGAAGACCAAGUGGAUUCAAACACAGAAACAAGUAUAUCAGAUGAUAGCCUGACUAGUUUUGCCUCUUCAAGUAUAACAUCAAGUGGAAAAAAGAAAUCCCAGAGAACAACAAAUGCACAUUUCUAUUGGGUAACUAGGGAACAUGGGUCUUUCGAAUGGUUUAAAGGAGUUAUGAAUGAAGUUGCAGAAUUGGAUCAAAAAGGUCAAAUUGAGAUGCACAAUUAUCUUACGAGUGUUUACGAAGAAGGUGAUGCAAGGUCAACCCUAAUCACCAUGGUCCAAGCUCUCAACCAUGCCAAACAUGGUGUUGACAUCCUAUCUGGAACCAGAGUAAGGACGCAUUUUGCAAGACCAAAUUGGAAAGAAGUGUUCACCAAAAUAGCUUCAAAGCAUCCAUACGCCGUCGUAGGAGUGUUCUACUGUGGGAUGCCAGUGUUGGCAAAGGAGCUCAAGAAGCUAUCACAUGAGCUGACUCGCAAAACAUCUACAAGAUUCGAGUUCCACAAGGAGUAUUUCUGAAGAAAGUAUCUGCCACUAAGAAGACGAAGCUGUUUUUUUCUUUUCUUUUUUAUUUUGUAAUUAUUCAAAUGAUUCGGAGGAAUAUAUAUUACUACUUAAGAAUAUAAAUAUACCCAUAUACAUGUAUAUGCAUAUAUUACAUUGUUGAUCAAGUCAAAAUACAAACUAGAUAUAAAGGUUUCUAUCCACUUCAA